Rana temporaria (common frog) is the source of this 2666-nucleotide messenger RNA. It is a transcript of the gene KRR1, whose product is annotated as KRR1 small subunit processome component homolog. Gene Ontology annotation, molecular function: RNA binding. The transcript is spliced from 10 exons. Bases 120 to 1250 code for a protein of 376 amino acids. Gene Ontology annotation, cellular component: small-subunit processome; nucleolus. NCBI's taxonomy places the organism in Eukaryota, Metazoa, Chordata, Amphibia, Anura, Ranidae. The record is from RefSeq and is a predicted model, not a curated record.
GUCUGAUCAGUGAGGGGAAAGGAAAGGAAGGCGGAACUAAUCUCUCACGGUCACUGCUGUGCGGCGGAAGGUGUUUGGCGUUGCGCCGCCGCUGUUUAGGUCACGUGUGUAGAAGCAGCAUGGCGGAGGGGAAGCAGGAAUUACAGCCCGGUGCCGGUAAAAAGAAACAGAGAGAAAGCAAGCCUGCUAUAGAUGAAUCUGAACUUCUUACGGUUCCAGAUGGCUGGAAAGAAGAGCCUUUCACUAGAGAGCAUAACCCUAAAGGAUUGUUGGAGGAGAGCAGCUUUGCCACAUUGUUUCCCAAAUAUAGAGAAGCUUAUCUGAAGGAGUGCUGGCCAUUAGUGCAGAAAGCUUUGGCGGAAAGUUAUGUGAAAGCAGAAUUGGAUUUAAUUGAAGGCAGUAUGACUGUUGCCACUACCAAAAAGACAUUUGACCCUUAUGUUAUUAUCAGGGCAAGGGACAUGAUAAAGCUGUUGGCCAGAAGUGUACCGUUUGAGCAGGCUGUAAGGAUUCUCCAAGACGACAUGGCCUGUGACAUUAUUAAAAUUGGCACGUUAGUUCAAAAUAGGGAAAGGUUUAUUAAAAGGAGACAACGGCUUUUGGGACCUAAGGGAUCUACUCUGAAGGCCCUGGAGCUUCUCACAGACUGUUACAUAAUGGUUCAGGGAAAUACUGUAUCUGCUCUUGGACCCUUUAACGGCCUUAAAGAGGUUAGAAAAGUUGUUCUGGACACCCUGAAGAAUAUCCAUCCUAUAUAUAACAUUAAGGCUUUAAUGAUCAAGCGAGAGUUGGCAAAAGACCCAGAGCUGAGAACAAAAAGCUGGGACAGGUUUCUGCCAACAUUUAAACAUAAAAAUGUGAGCAAGAGGAAAGAACCAAAGAAAAAGACAAUCAAGAAAGCAUAUACACCAUUCCCACCACCACAGCCAGAUAGCCAGAUUGACAAGGACCUGGAAAGUGGAGAGUACUUCCUGAGAAAAAGUCAGAAGAGGAAAAAGAAACUGGACGAUAUAAGAACCAAACAAGCAGCAGCUCUGUCUAAACGUCAGGAAGAGAGAAACAAAGCAUUUAUCCCACCAGAGGAGAAACCAGUAAUGGAGCCCCAGGAAGAGCCCACUUCCACCAAGAUUGAUGUGAAUGCCAUUAAAGAAAAAGUAAAGAAAGCAAAAGGCAAACGACUUGGUGCUCUUCCAGAAGCAGAAGUAAAACAAAAGUUGUUAACAUCUGAAAAGAAGAAAAAGAAAAAAUGAUGGAUGAGCGUCUGAUAUUGUUUCUCUUCCUUUUUAAUAGAAGAGUUUUAUCAGAUUGUUCUCUUCAAAGAAGAUAGCCCAAACCUGCAAUGGUCUACGUUAACAUCAUGUUCAAUCAAGUACAUCGUUCAAAUAUUGUGAUUUCUCCUUUUCAUAAAACUAGCAAAUCUGAGUAAUUGUGUUAGCAUCAUAAGUUUCUGCUUGUUUAAUGCAAUUACAUUGUAAUGGUCUUCAAUCUUUUCACCAGUUUUUACUGUUUUUUAAUAUCAGUUCACCUAAAAAUCCAUUUGUUUUUCAGUAAACCCAAAUAGUAGUUAGGGAGAGAAUGUUCUUUUGAAUGUCCCUUUUCUAACAGAAAACCUCUAAAGUAGGCAUUCACCCUAAUAACGCCCAACUUGAGCACCUUCGUUUCCAAAACCUUAAAGGGUUCAGCAGGUGUCAAUCACUGCUGUGCAGUGUUUUAUUGUUUGCCUUCUUCAAGCGGCUUACAAACCUUCUUUUUAGUUUUUCUGCGUAGUACAGCUUCCCUUUUGUUGCCCUGCUGACACCAGCUCUGUAAGUAUUGCAGAUACCAUCUAUGUAUGCCCCCACUUAUACUUGGCCUUUCACAACAUACACACCAUUCUCUCCAACCUGCAUUUUGUAAAUGGCUUUAAGUAGGCAGGGACAGAUACGCAAUGCCAGGACUAUUGUCUGGCAGUGGGCCAAAAAACUGUACUAUCCAACAAAACCAUUUUUUUUUUAAUUAGUUGAAGAAAGCUGACAUCAAAUUACUGCACAGCAAAGUAAGUUCUUCUAAGCAAUGAAACUAUUGAUGCCCAUGAUGCAAAAGUGGCUUGUUAAAGAAAAUAUGUUGCUGUGACACACAAAGCAAUGCAACCAUAAGGAAGCUGCACAGCACAUGUAGUUUCUUUAAGUGGUCCCAAAAGUGAGCCCCAUUUGUCAUAGCAAGCCAUUUAAAGAAAAUGUGAGCCUGGGUACUGAGCAAACAUUUAUUUUUCCGCAGCCCAAAUUGUAAAACGGUACUCAGUGUCUGAAUGACCUGUGGCUCUGUGCAAAUUUAUAUUUUCAGAAAAAGCAUGACUUUGCAUACCAUCUUUGGGGACUCUAGUGGUGGACUAUAGCUGUGGACAGUGACGCUUGUCUCAUGUGGCGCCAGGUUUACUUCAAGUGUCAUAAUGUAAUAAAACCUUGUUAUCCAAUAAGUAAUACUCUUUCAAGAGGGUAUAUGCAUAAACCAUUUAGUGAAAUAAGCAUAAAGUGACACUGCAGGUGAAAUAAAUAUAAAGUGACAUUUGAAGACUAAUGCCAUUCUAGGCCUGCAGGUGGUGCUAUUUUGUAGACAAUGCAUUUUUUUUCCAACCGUCAUUGCAGCUGUUUGUAUCAUUUCUGUAAAUUAUAUAUUUUUACACUUCA